Columba livia (rock pigeon) is the source of this 2918-nucleotide messenger RNA. RefSeq names its product glycoprotein Ib platelet subunit alpha (gene GP1BA). The record is from RefSeq and is a predicted model, not a curated record. Gene Ontology annotation, cellular component: plasma membrane. The coding region runs from base 428 to 2545 and encodes 705 amino acids. Lineage: Eukaryota; Metazoa; Chordata; Aves; Columbiformes; Columbidae. The transcript is spliced from 2 exons. Gene Ontology annotation, molecular function: protein binding.
AAGGACUGAAGCCCCAAGUGUGCUGAGAAAGAGCUGCCUUGAAGCAAAGGAAAGGGCAGACAUCUGUGCAAGGAACCCUUUUCCCACGAUGUAAAAUGAUGAGGCUUGGGGGACGGGGGAAUGUGAGAGCUCCUCCUGGGUGCGACCCUCCCUCCUUUGCUGGACAGAAGCAAGAAAUUACAGAGCUGGUCUCUGGUGGUGACUUUUCCGAAGAGAGCAUGGUGUGGCAGCAUGGUUCAAGUGAGGGCUGUGCUGAAGGACAGGAGAUGGCUUUGGCUGCUCAGGAAGCUGUGCGUGCUGAUAGAAGGCCUGGCCGCCAUCACUGCCACCAGCACUGCCACGAGCACUGCCACCAGAGCAGUGCCAGGUCCUCAGGCAGGAGGGAGGCAAAGCAGCCAGAGAGCGAACGCUGGCGGGUCCACGGGCCAUGUGGGUCCCUGUCCUGCUUCUGCUCAACCCCCUGGUCCUGCUGCCCCCAGCCCAUGCUGCUGACCCUGGCCAGUCGUGCCCAUCGGAGAUGAACAAGGUCAAGGACCUCCUGGAGGUGAACUGCACAGGGCAGGCUCUCAGCACAGUGCCCACAGACCUUCCUGAGGACACAGGCAUCCUGCUGCUCAACGCCAACAACCUUGUGUCCCUCUCCACCGCCGCCUUCCUGCCCCUCACCCAGCUGCAGGACCUCGACCUGUCUGACAACGGGCUGGCGGCUCUGUACACCGGGCCCCUGCUGCCGUCCCUGCGGGAGCUGAUCCUGUCCCACAACGCGCUGGGGGCCCUGCCCGCCCUGCAAGGCCUGCCCGCCCUCACCCGCCUGGCCGUGGCCCACAACAGCCUGGCCAUGCUGGCCCCGGGGGCUUUUCGCAUCGUGCCGCAGCUGCAGGACCUGGACCUGCGAGGGAACCAGCUGCGGACGCUGCCCCAGGAGGCCUUUGCGGGGCUGAGGAUGCUCAAGGACUUGGACCUCUCGGACAACCUCCUGGAGAAGCUCCCCAGGGAGCUGCUGCAAGAUCUGCAAAGGCUGGAGACCCUCUGGCUGUCGGGAAACCACCUGCAGACGCUGCCCACUGACUUUUUUCCCGAGGGGCACCUCUUUGCUUACGUCUUCCUCACAGAGAACCCCUGGCACUGCGACUGUGACCUGCGCUACCUGCGGGACUGGAUCAGGGAGAACGAGGGCAGCGUCUAUCAGCCAGAGCGGGGCCUGGAGAAGACGAAGGUGGAGCUUGCCCCUGAGAAGGUGCUGUGCCACAGCCCCCCCGAGCACCAGCGCAAGCCUGUUAUCCGCUUCAAGCCCAACUGCGGCAACGUGGGGGAUGCGGAUGAGGAAGAGUAUGAAUAUGAUGAUGGGGAAGAAACUAUGGAGAAAGCUGCUGCUGUCACCUUCCCACCACAUCCACCCAUCCCCACAGAGCACACUACCCUGCCCCAUGUUGUUACGUGGCCUCCCCCCACUACUGCACGACCUCCUUCCACCCUUGCCCCAAGCACUUCACCUCCUAUGCCUGCAAGCACCGGAGCUCCCAGUACCACCACUCCUGCACCACCCAGUCCCACCAUCACACCCACACCAACCCCCAGCACUGCCACCAUUCUCAUCACCGCUCCCACCAGCACCCCACACAGACUCACCACCCUCGUCUCCGCCACCUCGCCACCAACCACGGUGAGCACCAGACCUCCCAGCACCAGCAGCAGUCCCCAAAUCAGGCUUGCCACCAGCACUACCAACACUUACACCACCCUCAUGGUGUCCACUGGAGCAUUUUUCAUCACCUCCAUGGCACCACCUUCUACUGCCACUCUAGAGACCUCUUCUGUUGUUGGAUCUUCAUCUCCUUCCCUGACAUCGACUACACUGGUGGUCUCCACCACUAUGCCUUCCGCUCAUGCCCCAAUGCCACCAGCUGCCCUGAACACCACCCAGCCUUCCCCUUCCCCUCCACCUGCACCUCUCCCCCUCUGCCCAUGUUCCAUCCCAGCACCAGUCUUACCUGUCCUGCGCUCAUGGGCGGGUGCGGAGGGUCCGCAGGGCGGGCAGUGGGUGCUGAGGCACUGCUGCCUGUUGCAUUGGGUGCUCUACCUGGCCUCCUUGGCUCUGCUGGGCCUGACCCUGCUGGCUCUGAUGGGCUGGCUGAUUUGGAUGUGUCUGGUGGGACGGUCCUCCUGGCACCAGUCCCUGCAGAGCCAGGAGGUGCGGAAUCCGCUGCUGAGGUGGAAAGAGUCGGCAGGAAGCCCCACGAUGCAUCUCAGCAGCUUCAAAAACCCCCUCCAGCACCGUAGGUUCUGUACCAUCAAGGAAGUGGAGUUGUGCCCCGAGGUCAUUACGUCCUACACUUACUGCACGAUUAAAGACCUGGGGGUACGGCGCAGUCCUCCUGCAGGUUCCUCCUUCUGCACCACGAAGAAGCUGUGGGUCCACCAUAGUCCUCCAAAGGCUUCGGUCACAAACCUCAGCUCCCUCAGGACCCCUUCUGCUUAUAGUCUGGACAGGGGUGUCGAGGCCAUCGGUGAUGUCAGAGUGAAAUAUGCUGGCAGCACCUUGUAAAUGCUUCUGUAAAUUCAGAGAAAGACGUAGAGGGUCGUGGCCCUGCUUCACAUCACCGUGUUUUACAGGGGAAAGAUCUGCUUGCCCAGGGGAAGCCAUCCAGCUCCUUCCUCUAGUACUGCUCUCAUGCACCCUGAGGUUUCUAGAUCUGAAAUCAUUGUCCAUACUUAGGCACUUGGCAGGGGGAGAAGAACGGAUCAGUGAUAGUUUGGGGCAGACAUUGCCUGGUUUUGGGGUGAGUGUGGGAAAAAAGAGGUCACUUUGUACCCCGUGUCCAAACUGCUUCUGUCUGAAUGAUGCACUUAAAGAUGCGCUUUGCUUCCAACUCUGUGCCCAAUUACUAAUCACAGAAUAAAUAUUCUCUUUGCCUAAA